CCAACCCUCGCCUCACAUCCCCACCCACCGCUCCGGCCGUUCAAGUUCAGCGCCGGCCGCGGGGCAGCCCGCACAGCACCUCAGCACCUCAACACUCCGGCCCGAGCCCCGUGCGCCGCAGCGCCACGACGGACAAAGCGCCGCAACAGGGAAUGGCGGCCCAGGCGGCGACGCCCGCCCGGGCCGACGUCAUCGACGAGGUCUUCCAGGAGCGCGGGAUCACUGAGCCCACGCCCACGCCGCCCGCGCCCGCGGAAUCGAAGCCGCCGGUCCCGCCGAUCGCCGACCCGGCCGAGGGCGAGGAGCAAUUCUUCGACGCCAAGUCGCCGGCUCAACAGCCCACGACACCGCGCAAGUACCGGUUUGCGUUGGACGAACUACCCCCAUCACCAAGUAUGCGCAAGAAGGGCAUCACCUCACCCACACCGGCCGCGCAGUCGCCAGUCGUCAAGGCCUUUGAAGCCAAUCUGGAGGAGAUGCAGAAGUGGCGCAAGCGAGCUUUAGAUGCGGAAUCUAAAUUGUGGGGCUCGGCGAAGGAGCAGUCGCUAGCUUUCCAGGCCGCGACGAAGUGGAAAGGCUUUAAGAAAGGCGCAGGGACGCCACCGACGCGGUCCAAGUCUCCCGUGCGAUCUAGAAGCCCACAACGCUACUCGCGGGACAACGCGUCGGAGGCGCGACGCCUGGCGAAGAAAUUACUAGGUGAAUUGGAGGGUCUCGGUGAGGACCACGCGUCGAUCCGCGCGUCCCUACGAUGGCAGCUCAAGGAAUUGGCAGGUGUGAAAUCAACAUCACCACCACCUGCCUCUAGGUCGGCGGGCAUCUUCGAGGACUUUAAAGCCUCACCGAGAGCCCGACGGACGCCUUCCGUAAGAACGCCGUCGGACUACGUCAUCUCGGGCAAGCGCCGGUCCCACUACGAGAAGGCCAUCGCCGCGGCGCGCACCGUCGGGACCCGUAGGAAAGAAAGAGCGUCCUUCGGCAGCCCGCCGCACAAGCGCGCGUCCGCGAAGGCGCCGCCCGUAAGUACCUGACACUAGUUACAUCUCCG
Molecule: messenger RNA, 1048 nt
Organism: Pelagomonas calceolata
Lineage: Eukaryota; Pelagophyceae; Pelagomonadales; Pelagomonadaceae
Source: the annotation of a GenBank genome assembly